Molecule: messenger RNA, 1028 nt
Organism: Cannabis sativa
Lineage: Eukaryota; Viridiplantae; Streptophyta; Magnoliopsida; Rosales; Cannabaceae
Exons: 7
Coding region: 108-827 (239 amino acids)
Biological process (GO): translational elongation; peptide biosynthetic process
Cellular component (GO): cytoplasm
Molecular function (GO): translation elongation factor activity
Source: RefSeq, a predicted model, not a curated record
UUAUCCAACCAAAGAAAAGGGAGCUCUGUAAACUCAGACUCAGACUCACACAUAUAUAUAUAUAUAUAAACAUAUAUAUAAGCCAAAACCUCCCUUCUUCUUCAACAAUGGCGGGAAUGGCGACCUUCUUCACUUUCUCAUCAUCGUCUUCUUCAAUCCUCACCUCUCCUCCAUCACUUUCUUUCUCUUCCAACCUCUCUCUACUUCCAAUACCGACUUUCUCUCGCUCUCUUCAAUUUCGCCACCCAACAUUUCCCAGAAUUAUGGCUUUGUCUAGUAACGAUAUUAAGGUUGGCACUGAACUUGAAAUCGACGGUGCUCCUUGGCGAGUUUUAGAGUUUCUUCAUGUGAAACCUGGUAAGGGUGCUGCAUUUGUGAGGACCAAAAUCCGUAAUUUCAUAACAGGGAACACUAUCGAGAAAACUUUUCGAGCUGGAGUUUCGAUUGAUGAGGCAGAAGUAUUUAAGGAAACCAAACAGUUCACCUACAAAGACGGUUCACAGUUCGUCUUCAUGGACCUGAUCACAUACGAGGAAAUUCGCCUCAAUGAUGCUGAUGUCGGGGAUAAAACAAAGUGGUUGAAAGAAGGAAUGGACUGCAAUCUCCUACUUUGGAAAGGAAAGGUUAUUGGCCUUGAACUUCCUGUCACAGUGCAGUUGAAAGUAGAACAAGUUGAUCCAGGACUCAAGGGUGACACGGCUCAAGGUGGUGGAACAAAGCCUGCAACUCUUGAAACCGGAACAAUCGUCAAUGUCCCGUUAUUCAUAAAUACAGGGGACACAAUAAUAGUCGACACAAGAACCGGACAAUACACGAGUCGGGCAUGAGUUAUAGCUUGUAGAUUACCUACCAUUAGACAAUUCUUUUCGGCCUUUUGUUUACCAUUAAAGAGAGUUCUAUUCUAUCUUCACUGUAUGAGAAAUGUACACAAAGUUUUCACUUGAAAUUAGUAAAACCUCAACCUUUGUUGUAAACUACUUAGCUCAUUUGAGAAUAGCUUAAUACAUUUUUGUAUCUAAUCAAAGAAA